Mytilus trossulus (common blue mussel) is the source of this 1477-nucleotide messenger RNA. RefSeq lists its product as uncharacterized. Lineage: Eukaryota; Metazoa; Mollusca; Bivalvia; Mytilida; Mytilidae. Bases 38 to 1477 code for a protein of 479 amino acids. The transcript is spliced from 7 exons. The record is from RefSeq and is a predicted model, not a curated record.
UCUAUAGUGCUUAUUUAUAGUUGUUAUACCUAUUACGAUGCACAUAUUGUGUUUAGCAGUCAUAUCUGUUCUGCAGCUUCAUUUGUGUUCUGUCAUAUCUAUGACUAUAGUCAAAUCAUAUGGCACAGCAUCAGAAUAUGCAAUCAUUCUCAUUCCAGCAAAGGAUAUACCAGGAUCAUCAUACAAACCACUCGCUGAUGCACUAAUUAAGCAAAGUAACCAGACAUUGAUGGUAGUUGUCCUUGAUGAUCAACCUACUAUACUACAGAUGCCCAUAGCAUUUACCAAAGCACUUAACAUGGUGAUAGUUAAUGGACACAAAGGGAAGGUCUUUCUUGCCGCGCAUGGCGAUGGAGGUCAGGUAGUUGCCGCUUUUGGUAGUCUUUCAAGCAGGUACAUGGAAGGAAUUGUGCUGUUUUCUUCAUAUUUGAUAAGAGGAACUCGGCUUAACACGUAUAAACGUCCUAUUUUGACUUUAAAUGGUGAUUUGGAUGGCAUAACGAGGAUUACGAGAAUUGUGGACACAUUCGAGGAAUUGCAGGGAGAUGUAGCGCAAAAUCCAAAUCAGAAGUUCAUAACACCCGUUAUUGUAAUGGAAGGUAUCAACUACGGACAAUUUGCAUCCAAAGCAAAUAUUACAUAUGACUUAAAUCCAGAAGUGUCACAGGCAGACGCCUUUGGCAUUAUUUUCAACUACACAUAUGCAUUCAUGGUAGCCACACAGAAUGAUUCUAACAAAAACAUAGCAGCGGCUAAAGCUGUCCUAGAAAAAGGAUACAUAAAUACUGAAACUGUAUUGCAACCUCUUUCAGAAGUAAAAUCACUAGACCAGAACUUACAGCAAGUAUCCCAUUGGACGAUAACAGCCCAACAACUUAUAAUCAAUAGCAUUACUCCAAUAUCAGUGGAGUUUGUAAACCACGAAAUAACAAAGGCUUCAAAGAGACAACAACAUAAACAUAGUUUUCGGUUUUUAGAUGAUUUAAAGAUAAACAGCACGACUAAGUUAGUAUUUACAAAUAAUCCAGCAGAUGAAGGGAUUCUACCACAAAGUCCAACUCAACUUACGGCAACAAUGACUAGCCAAGAUGCAGUUAAAAAGCUUACAACUUCCUCAGAAUUUGGAAACCCAUCUACAUGCCAGGAUAUAAAUCAGGAAGCAGUAAAUUUCGCAUAUUCGAAAUCUUCCUCUACUGCUCAAAGACGAUAUCAAGCGGCGAUGGCACCCAUUACGUUCAUGAACGAUGUUAAUGCUUCGACGUUUGACCAGUGGAAUCAAGCUUCAUUACAACUGAUAUAUAACAACACAGGACUUUUUGUAGGAGCAACAAGAUUUCGUACAAACAAACCGAACUCAGACCAAAGUAUAGGAGAGCAAGAUGACUGUACCUUGCUGUCUCCAUAUCGAGCAAUGGAAUGGAUAUAUAUUGAUGCUUUAAGAUAUACGAAACCACAGAUAACAAAAGGGAUAUCAUGA